Colius striatus (speckled mousebird) is the source of this 3847-nucleotide messenger RNA. RefSeq names its product replication protein A3 (gene RPA3). Gene Ontology annotation, molecular function: single-stranded DNA binding; damaged DNA binding. Gene Ontology annotation, cellular component: DNA replication factor A complex; site of double-strand break; nucleus. Bases 82 to 447 code for a protein of 121 amino acids. The transcript has 4 exons. NCBI's taxonomy places the organism in Eukaryota, Metazoa, Chordata, Aves, Coliiformes, Coliidae. Gene Ontology annotation, biological process: base-excision repair; DNA replication; nucleotide-excision repair. The record is from RefSeq and is a predicted model, not a curated record.
AGUCCCGCCCCGAGGCUGCCUUCGCUCCGCUCCUCCCGCCGUUCCCCUUCCCCUCCUGAAAGGGCUGGAAACCGCGCUGCCAUGGUGGACGUCCAUGAGGUACCGCGGCGCCGCAUCGCCACCGGGCAUCUGGCACAGCACAUCGGGCAGCCCGUCUGCUUCGUGGGCCGCGUCGAGAAGAUUCACCCUACCGGGAAGCUUUUCGUGCUUUCAGAUGGGGAAGGAAAACAUACGACUGUGGAGCUGAGCGAACCUCUAGAUGAGGAGAUCUCUGGAGUUGUUGAAGUAGUGGGAACAGUAACAAAUCAGGCAACGAUCAUGUGCAUGUCCUACGUCCAGUUCAGAGAAGAUAAAUGUCCAUUUGAUCUGGAACUCUACAAUGAAGCACUAAAAAUUAUUCAUGAAUUUUCUGAAUACUUCCCAUUUGGUACUGGGAAGAACAACUGAUUCUUCUUAGCCCGUAUUUAGAGCUUCAAGAGGAGACCACAGUUCUGUAACUUCCUUGCCUGACAGCAUGGUAACAGUUGCGUUUAUUUCCAACAAAUAUGUUGAAAGUAUCCUGUACUAUCGCCAGUGAAGAGUGUUUUCCUUGAAAAUGUAUUUAUUCAUCAAGAAGGAGAACGCUUCUGUGGAUAUCUCACUGUCUGUAUAUAUUUAGCCAUUUGCAACUCUGAGGAGUGUUCUCUUGCAGGAUUGGACUUGAUAAAAAUGGAAGUUUAUGUAGGCAUCUUUUUCUAGGAUACUUUACAGGAAAUUUGUAUUGAAGAUAUUUGAUGGGAUUUUAAUGUAAAUAUUUUUAAAAUUUCAUUUGCUUUGAUACAGGUUUAUUGAACAUGGGCAGGGUAUUUUGCAUCUUAAAAAUAGUCUCUCCUCCAAUAAAAAAAGACCCUGACUGCAUUUAACUCUGUCAGUGUUACUUGUCAGAGCACUGUUCUCAGUGACAGAUGGUGAAUCCCAGUCUAUUUUACCAGACAUGGGUAAUUUUAACCAAAGGGAGUACAAGGCAUUUGUCUUUUGCACUGAUGUUAAGCACUUAGAAGACAUCACACAGAAACGUCCACUUAGGCUUGGUGAUUUCCAGCGCUGUUGACUUCCCAUCACAGCCCUCAUUUGUGGUCAGAGUCUAAGUGGAGUACUGGGAUUCAGCCAACUUGUCCUGAUUACUUUAAACUUCUGGGUGGUUCCAAACUUGUUACUUUCCAGGCUCUUUACAACAUGUAGCAAGAUUCUUAGAUCUCUUAAAGUAAUAUGAUCAAAGUAAAAUCUAAUUUCGGAAGUAUUCUCUAUAAAUCAACAAGUAACAUUUUAAAUGAACCUUUACCACAUUCAUUAACCUUUUGUACAAGUAGGUUUCAGGUUUAAGACCUCGAUUUAGUGCCUUAUUAAGAUUGCUAGCUGUGUACUUAUUACUGUGACUUCCCUCUCUCCCCUGAUAGGCAGAAGCGUGGCUGGUUUUAUGUCCCAGUUGGUUAAGGUACUGAAAGCAGGCCGAGUCUGAACUGAAGCAAUAGACAAAAAUUUGGCAAAUUCUCUUGAGGAAAUUCAUUUCUACUGGAGAUCCCAAGGCAGGCAACCAGAAAGCAGCUGUGCAGUGAAGUACCACACAGGAACCCAGGGCUGCACACGGGAGGUGGGAAGAAGCCUUUAGCAGGGGUGUCCCUGCUGACUUGCCUGGCAAAUGCUGGACUCUUGGCUGACUGAUGGUCACCCUCACCAGACCCUGCUCUGCUGUCCUUUCUCAGGCAUGGACCCAUCCAAAAUUCAUGCUGUGCUCAUGCGCAAGCAGCCUCUGCGGAUGAUGACAAAGUGCUUGCCCUUAAUCAGGGAACAGAAGCAGGCUGAAGCAUAUGUUGAAAUGAAAAUAAUGAAAUGUAAUCAGCAUGAACCAUAGGGUCAAAACAUCAUAGUAUACGAGGCCACCUUCAUACGAGGUCAGAGUUGAGCAAAUACUAGAAAAUAGUAAUCGUUAAAGUAACUGCAGCUAAUAAAAUGGCUGUAGCUAUAGUGCCUGGUAAAAGACGACAAAUCCCUGCAGAAUCACAGCUUGAUUAAUUUAAAAGCAAAAACAAGGAAAAAAUCUGAUCAUUAAAAACAAUAUACCUCUUUAUUUGCAAAAUUUGCAAAUAGUAUAAUUUCUGGCCUGGAAGCCUGAUUACCCAUAAAAACUGGUGGUUAUACUGUGCCAGAAUACACACACAUUUCAAAACAUUUCAAAGACAUGCCGAGUAUCAAAGUAUCUAAUUGAAGGAAAUGACAGAAUUUGACACAAAAGGGUAUAAUAUCAAGUAAAAAAUGUUACAUAAAUUAUUCUUUUUUACAUAAGAAAAUGAGACAUUCUAAGUUAGCAGUUGCAUUCACCUGGACAUAGAAUUUAUCAAGAAAAUUACUAAAGGAAUAAAAACAAAUCCUUGACAGUUACAAAUCCUCAUUUCCAUAAAGCAAAAGUUUUAUUGCCUGUAUUUAUAUAAAUAGGGUAUCACACAAACCCCAGUUUACAUUUAUAAAUUGAGAACAUUUUGAAGAAUUCUUCAACAGCAACAUGAAGUGUGCAAAAAUACUGGAAAGAGAAAUAAAUAUUCCAAUAAGAAAAAAGGAAGUUGCUCCCCCCUGCCUACAAACAUUAAGAACCUUGUAGCUGUUUAACUUUGUCAAGUAGACAAGAAUUUUAGGUCAGAAUAAAGGCAGCAGAUGUAUUUCAACACUAACGCUAAAUCGGGAAAUAGAAGCCAAAGUCCUGAAUAUAAUUGUGUACAUCUACAGAAAACAUUUCCGCAUUCCAUCUCACUGCAACUACAUUCGAGCACUAUUGGUAUAUUACAAUAUAUUCUCUUUUAAAACACCCAAUUUUCACAGUCCUGGCAAUAUAGUACUAGGUUAUUGCUAGCAUUCCAUUGAGUAUUUCAUAGCACAAAAAUGUUAACUCCUGUUUCUACUAGUAAAUAAACACACACCAAGUAAACUGAUGUUAUUAUCACACACCUUAAAACAGGUUUUUUUGCCCCUAAUUUGUGUGAAUUUUAUUGCCUACAAGAUCAAGGACAACUCUCCUGAUCAGCUCCUAGCACAGUAUUAGCAAAAUACCAUUGCCUCUCUCAAUUUAAUAAAUAAUCUUCAUUCCAGCUGGUAACAUCCAGAACUACUUCUGGUCAAUGAUCUGAAAUUGUGCAGCCUUCUGGGAGCAGACCAGUAUCUGCCAGUGACCACGAGCAGGAUUUAUAUAGGUUGAUUCCACACUUCCUAGCAUAUUUCAGGGAAAUGCUGAUUAUCUAAUAGUCUUAAAAUAUUUCUGUAGUCAAAACUCUGCAUGUAAUUUAAACUUAAAUAUUUACAAGUCUCCAGUCCUUGAGAUGUCAGAUUUUUACAGUACUAUGUUAAAAACUCAUCAAUCAACUGAAACCUCCUAUAGUUUAUACCUGCACUCUGCAUUGAAACAGACAUGACUUUUCAGGGAACUCUUCUCUAAGACAUGGACACUGCUAGGAGACAAAACCUCCCAGAUUCUUCAACAUUAAAAUUCACAUCAGCUAGGUAUGAAAGUAAAUUUAAAAAGGUAAAUUGUAAAGAUGUUGCUUUACUGUUAACAAAACUUGGGAACAGAAAUAAAUGGAUUUUUCUUUAAAAGUAUUUAGAAUACAAUUAACAGUGGCACUUCAAAUGAACUUACAAGGAAACAAUCUUUUGCGUACAAGAAAGUGUGGUAAAACAAUGAACAGAGGAAUCUUCAUCAUCUCUUUGUGAUCUUCUGAAGAACAAUUUUUUGUUUAUGUUGAAGGCCCACUUUCUUAGCAUAUAAACACUGCUUUGUUUGGAAAACAAAUAAAAUGGCCAAUCAGCAUUACUCUGAAAA